This is a messenger RNA of Naegleria lovaniensis, 2409 nucleotides long. RefSeq lists its product as uncharacterized. The record is from RefSeq and is a predicted model, not a curated record. The coding region runs from base 1 to 2409 and encodes 802 amino acids. Gene Ontology annotation, biological process: transmembrane transport; cyclic nucleotide biosynthetic process; intracellular signal transduction. Gene Ontology annotation, molecular function: transmembrane transporter activity. The transcript has 2 exons. NCBI's taxonomy places the organism in Eukaryota, Heterolobosea, Eutetramitea, Acrasida, Naegleriidae. Gene Ontology annotation, cellular component: ATP-binding cassette (ABC) transporter complex.
AUGACGGACACACCAUGGAAGUGUGAUUCAAAUAAUCGAAUAACAUUAAUUUAUAAUAAUUGGCUUUCCUCUCAAGUCAAUGUCGAAGUGGCAAAAAUCAUUCUCGAAGAACAAUUGGGAGUUUGUGUGCAGUUAUUGUUACUUCCAGUCAUGGACGGAGUGUUUUUAAUUAAUAACAAGGGAAAUGAAACGGCGUUGGCCAUUUUAGAAUUUUGGAAAAUUAAUCGAUAUGAAGAUUACAAAGCCCAUGUUCAAAAUGGUAAAUUCAUUUCAGACAUUGGAGAACUUGGUCCUCUUGGAAGAGUCGGAUGGUACAUUCCUCAUUUCAUGACACAUGAUCCAUCAGCACUCAAUGACAACAACAAUCAAGAAUUUAUUCGAUCCUAUCGAUAUUUCAGAACCACUCCAAAAUAUCGUUUAAUUACAGGAUCGAGGACUUGGUCCAUGGUCGAUCAACAAAUUGUUCGAAAUUUAAAAUUGAAUUUACAAGUGGAAUAUCCUCCUGAAAACAACACGGAACAAUAUCUUAUUGACACGCUGGAAAAGGCUCAACUUGAGAAAAAACCUAUCGUGGUCGUGUUUUGGACACCUCAUCAAAUCUUUGGUUCUGAAAAUCCUCCUCAACGAGUUUUUCUACCUGCCUAUUCUGAAGAUUGUCGAAAAUUAUCGAAUAUUGAGAGAAGCCUAGUCGAUUGUGAUUAUCCACCAACGACACUCAACAAGUUGAUUAGUGACGCUGUGUCAAAACUUUCUGCACGGGCACAAUUGUUUUUGAGAAAUUUCAAAUAUCAAAGUUCAGAUCAAUUACAAAUCAUGGGUGACAUUUUCUACCAUCAAAUGCAACCGCGAGAGGCUGCAUGUAAAUGGCUCAAGAAUAAUACUGAAUUGUGGAUGUCAUGGAUUCGAGAAUCGUCGCCUUCUCGUCCUCAACAAGAUCUUCCACUUUCUAUUGGAAUGGCUGUUUUGGCAGCAUCGAUUGGAAUUUCAAUCAUUGCUCUUGCAACCAUACUCAUUGGAUGCAGCAUUCAGCGAAGAUCUUCCACUCGAAGACUUGAGAAUCGGCUUGCUCCAAAAACACCUCCUAUUUGUAUUGUUUUUACAAGUAUUCAAAAUGCAGCACUAUUGUGGACAUUGGCCACUGAAACCAUGAAAAAAGUCAUGACCAUACAUAAUCGAGUUAUGAGACGUAAUAUCAAGAAAUUUCGAGGAUAUGAAGUGAAAACUCAUUUGGAUUCAUUCAUGAUUGCAUUUCAAUGUCCUCUGGAUGCUGUGGCUUGUUGCUUGUCCAUUCAGAAAGAGCUUCUCGAGUGUGAAUGGACAAGUGACAUGUUGGCAUUUCCUGACCUUCGAAAAGUGGUUUGGAACGAUCAUGUCGUGUAUCAUGGUCCUCGUGUGAAAAUUGGAAUUCAUUUUGGAAGUGACAUUCAAGCACAAUAUGAUACAACCACUCGACGAUUUGAUUAUUUCGGAACGACGGUCAAUAAGGCAAGUCGAGUGUCCAAAGUGUGUGAGAGAGGAGGAAGAAUUUAUAUCAGUGAAGAGACAAUGCAAUAUAUUAAGGAUCAAGUGAUCCAAUAUGAUUCAUUCCAUGAUACAAACAUGUCGACAACAGCAACGUCGACGAUGGUCAAGCAUGUACACUUCACAUUGUUCUCGUCAAGUCAUGAAGAUGAACAUUCGGUUGCUGCACAUGGAGUGGAUGACCACCCAAUCGUGACACCUACACCCUCAUUGAAGCAAUUAGUGGCAUCAGGACAAGUGGUUUUUGAACUUGUUGAAGAGGUUUUCUUGAAAGGUUUAACUGGAAAGCAUGCCAUUUAUUGGGUCAAGGAAGUGAAUGAUCCUCGAUCGACCUUUAUUGAGAACUAUGAAAUGCAUGGAAGAAAUCAUGUGGCAGUGGCAAAAAUUGGUUCCGUAGCAACUCCGUUAUCGUGUACUACUACAACACAUGCAGUGAGUGGAAUUACUGGAGAGGAGUCUCCAUUGAAAUCUCCUUCAUUAAUGAAUGUGUCACAAUUGGCAAAAUAUGAUUUCCAAGCUUCGAUUGAACAAACGUUAAAGAAUAGUGCGACAUUAUCGGAAGAGGAAAAAUCCAUUCUGAUUCAACGAUUUGUCUUGUGGAGUGCUUGUUGUGAAUAUGGUUCUGUUGGUGGCAGAGCUUGCCUGAUACGUGACAUGUGGAUCAAAUUUCCUGACUCUACCUUGAUGAAAUUUAUUGCAAAUGUUUUGGCUCAACAAGAUGAAGGACAACCAUGUCAUGUCAUGGAGACAACAAUUAUUGGUGAAAGUACAACAAACUCGUCGAAUUCGAGUACAAGGAAUGAUGAUGUUAAUUUUGGACUGGAAAUUCAUGAAGAUGAUCAAGACACUGCAGUGAAAUACUCUCACAGUAAAGAUGAAACACAUUAA